Molecule: messenger RNA, 2722 nt
Organism: Chlamydomonas reinhardtii
Lineage: Eukaryota; Viridiplantae; Chlorophyta; Chlorophyceae; Chlamydomonadales; Chlamydomonadaceae
Exons: 18
Coding region: 111-1523 (470 amino acids)
Source: RefSeq, a predicted model, not a curated record
CGCCCAAGUCGGAGCAACAGCCCCUCCCCCCAAAAAGUUCGACUGUUUGUCCGUCAAGCAUCGCGCGAAUGCUCAACUAAGCAGUGACUGUGGCGUACAGAAUGCAUGAAAUGUAUCAACUGAAGUUCACUUCACUGUUUGUCGGGCUGUUGGCCCCGGGGAUUGUGAUGUGCGCAUUCACGUUCGAUGUGCCUCAAUAUGCGCUUAGGCGCUCUGUACAGAACUGCUGCAACUCUCGCGUACUGCGGGUUAUCAAGGACCUGGAGGACGGGAAGUCCCUCACAUUAGCGGUGGUUGGGGGCAGCUUCUCGCUCCCGGACCAGAUCAAACACGAAGACGUGUGGUUCAGCCAGCUGGUCCGCUACCUGCGGGACACCUACCCGCGCGCCAACAUCACAGCCAUCAACGCGGCGGUGGGCGCGUCGAACGCAGGAUUUGGGUUCCUAUGCCUUAGCAAGAUGCUGCCUCCAACGGUGGACCUAGUGUUUCUGGACUAUGGGCCAAAUGUGGUGACGUGGAGCUGCGACAUGACGGGCCAGCACCAAUACUACGAGCAACUCAUUCGGCAGCUGCUGGCGUAUCCAGGCAACCCGGCAGUGGUUGCCAUCGAGCAACUGCUCCCCAACAAGAAGCCCAUGUACAUGUACUCGGAGGUCACGGCCAGCGCGCUGUACCGCUACUACGACAUGCCCUACAUCUCAGCAUCAACCGGCAUCUUCCGGCUCCAGGCGCUGAAUGUCAGCGGCUUUGCGGAACACGAGAUCCGCAUGCCGAACCCCGUCUGGGGCUUCUGGCAUUACAGCCCACGAGGUCACAAGCUUAUAAUGGACAUGGUGGUGCACAUGCUUCAGUCCGCGGCCGCCAGCAACCUGGCCGGCAUAUGGCCGGAGCAGCGUGAUCCCUUCUGGGUGGACGAGGUCCCGGGCGGCCGCACGCACACCACACUGCUGCCGCAGCACCCCAUCAAGCAGCCGCUGCUGUGUAUCAUGCCGGAGGAGCUGCCCAAGUAUGUGGAGUCCCACAAGGGCUGGGAGUUUGGAGCUGACGACCCGCGCAAGCGCAAGUUCGGCUACAUCUCCUACCGGAAAAAGAACAGCAAGAAGGACAACCUGCUGCGGAUCAGAUGGGACCGCUCGGCCAUUGGAAACAAAGUCGGGUCGACCGCGACUUCCUUCGCCCUCAUCCUCGUGUACUUGGCCUCUUACUCCGGCAUGGGCAGUGCACGGCUGUCGUGCUCGGGCGGAUGCUCGUGCGAGGCGCAGAACAUCGAUGCAACCAUCUCUGACUUCUCGCUUUCCAAGGUCCGGCCAGUCAGUGUGAACCUGCUGCCGCCGUCCACUGGAGGUGGCGCAGACGCCGCUUGCCAGGUGGAGGUGGUGAACACCAGCCCGGGCGGCAAGCAUGCCAAGUUCAAGGUCACAGGCUUCGUGCUCGCCGAGAUGUACCCCGGCAGGGAGAAGGAGAUCGGAAAGGUUGCGUUCAUGAACCACGAAGGUGGUGUGAGGUCAGCGACAGUGAACUAGUAGCAGUAGGCUGUGAUGUUGUGUACAACACCACAUGGUCUUGGGGCAACAUACAGGCACUUAUGGCCUUCGUGUGGGGUUUGGGCAGCGGGUAGCACUUUCCAGCUGUUUCCUGAGGGGAGCAAACUACAAGGAGCGCGCUAAAGUGGAGUGGGCAGCGACGUGCAUCACGUCAAGUCGGGAGCUGGGUCCGGGUUGUAGACCGCGGGUAUGGAUCAUCUCGCAGUAUUCAUCUGAUGGCGUGAACUAGCACUCUCGCCUCGCCAGCAGGGGCCACUUCCGCAUUGCAAACAGAACCAACGGGAUUGUGCAUGACGUACAACUGAGCUUUCGUGUUUGAAGAGAAGAAGUAUGAACGGGGUUUCCCUGUGACGGUAUGUGGUGCGUUUGUUCCAACGCAGGCAAAACAGGAAGUGAUCAGUACCGUAUUCUUGCGUUACCGGGGUAGGGUAGGCAGGUAGGCAGGUAGUUGCAGGCAUUUCCGACCUCACGAGGCGUGAGGGGCCAGUGGGCCCCGGGACGCAUCUUGCAGUGGGGCAUAGCAGUGGGGGGCUCGGAGCUGAUGGGCAGGUAAGGCGAUGGGGGUGGGGUGGCGGCGGUGGCGGUGGGGGUGGUGGUGGCGGUGGUGGUACGUGGGCCCGUAGUCGGCUGCGUUGUAGCAGACCCGCCGGGUGGCUGACACGGGCAGGCGAUUGAGGUGAUGGGUGGGACGGCACGGGUUCGGGGUUGUGAGGAGCGUGAUCACUGAUACUGAGCAGGUGACCACAACGGCACAAUUCGGAUGGAGGUGGCCGCAGUACACUGCGGCACUGGACUGACACGGCAUGGGGCGAAAUCUGGGACCGACUGACAUGCUGGUAGCUUGGGUGGGGGGCCCGGUGUGGACCGCAUGUACUGUGCACGGGAUUUGUCUGCGCUGCACGUGACCAAACGGCACACCACGGUACAUACAAAAGGUUCACCAUUAAUGCACAGGUGACUGCAUAAGCUGAUUCUGCUGCUUCCAGCAAGCGCGCAGGCUGAGGUGUCUAGGUAGCGGUCCGCGGUGGGGCUGGCAGGGCAUGCGUAGCGGCAUGACAAGUAGUGCGGCUGUUGACAACUGUGCUGCGUCUGGCUGCGGUUGGCUCUGCUGUGGCAUCGGGAUUGCUCGGCAUCUGAUUUGGCUAUGUGCCUGUGGAAACCGACCCCGGCUAAGUCCG